Lutzomyia longipalpis is the source of this 1017-nucleotide messenger RNA. It is a transcript of the gene Taf8, whose product is annotated as transcription initiation factor TFIID subunit 8. Gene Ontology annotation, molecular function: protein heterodimerization activity. The record is from RefSeq and is a predicted model, not a curated record. Gene Ontology annotation, biological process: transcription initiation at RNA polymerase II promoter. Lineage: Eukaryota; Metazoa; Arthropoda; Insecta; Diptera; Psychodidae. Bases 73 to 969 code for a protein of 298 amino acids. Gene Ontology annotation, cellular component: transcription factor TFIID complex. The transcript has 2 exons.
AACCUAGAAGAAACAAUAACAAAACAAUAGUGACGACGGAUUCGCAGUAUUGUACAUUUUCCAGGGAAAAUCAUGGAAAAAGCAGAAAGUACCAUUCCUAAUCCACGGAGAAAGAUCCUCCAGAUGGCCAUCUCGAGUAUUCUGGCUGAAACAGGCUUUGAUUCAGCCGACAAGGAGUGUUUGGAGACAAUCUCAGAAAUGUGUCAGAGCUUACUCUCAGAGAUUGGCCAAUCUUCCCGGAAUUACUGUGAAUUGUCUGGGAGGACAAUUCCCGUGAUUGGAGACGUUGUAAUUGCCCUGAUUAACAUGGGAAUCUCCAUUCAGGGUCUUGAGGCAUUUGCAAAGCGCGAGGGAAGGUACGUAGUUCCAACGCCACAGCAGGUUUCAACACAGAAGCAACUGAAUCUCCUCCAGGCGGGAACAAAGAAUCCCCAUCCGUCGCACAUUCCCAACCAUUUGCCCGCCUUGCCGGAUCCACACGCCUACAUCCGGACGCCGACGCACAAGCAGCCAGUGACGGAGUAUGAGGCUAUCCGGGAGAAGGCAGCCACACAGAAGAAGGACAUUGAGAAGGCCCUGACAAAGUUCCUGGCCAAGACGAGUGAGACGCAGAGUUUGUUCAAUGUGGAGGACAAUGUCUUCCCCCUGAUUGCCUGCAAACCCGCACAUCCAUCCUACCUCGCAGCACUCAAUCCCACGGAUCAGGUGUUUGAUUUCGAGGAGCUGGAGUACCACUACCAGGUGGCUAAUCGCACAGAAGACGUCCCGGCGUCCACAAAGGAAGAGGAUGACGAUGAGGAGGAAGAUGGCGAAGGGAAGGAGCAGAAGGAGAUUAAAACGGAAGAAGUGGAAGCAGAGCCGACGCCCAGUCAGGCUAAUAAUCCCAACAUUGAUAAUCCCUACCUGAGGGCAGCUAUUGUGCCCAAGAGGAUUAAAAUGUCUGAUCCAGCGCGGGAAUUUGACCCAUAAAACUGCCGGAAUUGAUGGAGAAAUAAAAAAAAGUAUUUAUAAUGGGAA